AUGGGGAGAAACUUGAAAAGGCAGUACAAGCUCCAGAAUGUUCCACAGAUACCUCGCAUUCAAGUCCCUGCCUCUGCUGCUGACAAUUCAUUACUGAAGGAUCUAAAUCAAGGGCAGCGGCGCUACUUCUACAGCAUCAUGAAGAUUUAUGACACCAGGCCACAGUGGAAGGCCCUACAGACCCGCUACAUCCACAGCCUUGGGUACUGGCAGCAGCUGGGCUAUAUCACUCAGCAGGAGGCUGUGUCUUGUGCUGCUCUACUUAGACACUCAACCACUCAAGCCUCAGCCAAGAUAGCGCCUCAAAGGGCCAUUCCUCGAAACUCUUCAGUCACACAAAGAAAAUGCCAACCAGCAAAACCAGAGUCUAGACUUGGACCCAGUUCCCAGCACAGCAAACUGAGCAUCAAGACCCAAGACCGCAUAAUCUCUAAAAUAGUCAGUUCAUCUGUGUAUUCCUGGCAUCCUAGCACUCAUCCCAAAGAAUCACCGGUCCGGUUCCAAGCCCCUGGUCUCUGCUACACCAUCGAUGCUGAGCCCUCACUGGGACUCUUCCCAGACAUCCCCCUGCCGCCCUGUGUCAUGGAGAAAUUGCAGCCCUGGGGUGGGCUCUCCAGCAUUGCUCUGGCUACUUCACCCCUUGCAACAAUGAGCAAGGUGCUGGGCCAGUUCUCCAGCUUUCAUGUGCUCAGGGGCGGUCCUUCCACACCCACACCUUCAGAGCCAGCUGUACUAUGUUAUCCAGGAGAGGUGCAAGGGGGGUUUUCCCCAGUGCUGCAGCUGGUAGGGGGCAGGUAG
Messenger RNA from Cricetulus griseus (Chinese hamster), 798 nucleotides. Lineage: Eukaryota; Metazoa; Chordata; Mammalia; Rodentia; Cricetidae. The record is from RefSeq and is a predicted model, not a curated record.